AUGAUCCAGUGGCAAGGAACUGAACGUGAAUUCAUCAGAAGUAAUAUGAAGUUGUUGAGGAGCAUCGACCUGUCAAGCAACAACUUAACAGGGGAAAUCCCAUAUCAGAUUACCAAUCUUGAUGAACUUAUUGCACUCAACUUAUCAAAGAACGCUCUACUUGGAAAGAUUCCAUGGAAAAUCGGUCAGAUGAAAAACCUUUUAGUUUUGGAUUUAUCUAGAAACAAUUUUUCAGGAGAAAUACCAUCAAGCAUGUCUCAAAUGGCUUCACUGAAUUACCUAGACGUCUCAUAUAAUAACUUGUCAGGGAGAAUCCCAUCCAGCACACAACUUCAGUCCUUCGACCCUUCAAGAUACGAAGGGAACUUAGGGCUAUGCGGACCUCCCCUUACCAAAAAAUGUACUCGAGAUGAAGAAUCGGGAAUACAACAUAGCAUUGGUGAAAGUGAGGGUGAAGGUAUAGAUGAACUUGAUGUAUGGUUCUAUAUUGGUGAGGCCAUUGGUUUCACUGUUGGAUUUUGGAUAGCAUGUGGUGCUUUACUCCUCAACCGUCGUGGAAGAUAUGCGUUUUUUUAUAUUUCUUGA
This is a messenger RNA of Lactuca virosa, 585 nucleotides long. The record is from the annotation of a GenBank genome assembly. NCBI's taxonomy places the organism in Eukaryota, Viridiplantae, Streptophyta, Magnoliopsida, Asterales, Asteraceae.